AUGGGAAAACGUCAGAAGCAAGUCACCCACCGAAUCAACUACCGAAGAGAAAACUCGAAGGAGAUACCAAUUGAUCUCUUGAUUGAGAUUUUCUCAAGAUUGUCCAUGGCAGACAUUGCUAGGUGUCGUUGCGUGUCCAAGCUCUGGUCUUCCGUACCGCGUCUUCGAUAUUUCACUGAACUAUUCCUGGAAACAUCUUCGGCUCGGCCGCGUAUAUUAUUCACCUUCCCGCAUAACGGUAAGCGGAUCUUCUACUCCAUAUCUCAGCAUCUACAUUCAGAGCCGAGUCCGUUUCCUUUCGUUCCCUAUUAUCAUAUGUCUUUCCCCGAAGGUAAGGGUUUUUCCUAUGACUAUGAGAUUCAUGCCCCUGUACGAGGGUUUCUUUGUAGCAAAUCUAGUAAGCCGAUGAUCUAUAACCCUAGCACAGGAGAGUGCAAAACUUUACCCAGAGCGAUGACAAAGAGGACUGAGAUGAAAACCUAUUUUGGGUAUGAUCCUAUUGACAAACUAUUCAAGGUGUUGUGUGUGUCCAAGGUAUUGUUGGCGUCCGAGGAUUUUGCAUGUCGAGUUUCAACAUUAGGAACAGGUGAAGUGUACUGGAGAAUGAUCGAAUGUUCGAUACCCCAUAGGCCUUUACGUGGUGAGAUAUGCAUCGAUGGAGUUUUGUAUUAUGUAGCUGAGUGCACUGGAAAUAAAAUUCCACAACGUUAUAUGGUAGUUUGCUUUGAUGUUAGGUCUGAAAAGUUCAAGUUUCUAGCUGUAGAACUUAUAAUUUGGUGUUCAACUCUGAUAAAUUGCAAAGGUAAAUUGGGCGUACUAUGGUCAUCGCCCUUUGGUCUUACUCAUGAACUCACAAAAUAUUUUGUGUUGUGGAUUCUCGAAGAUGCCAAUGAAUUGAGAUGGUCGAAGACUACCUACACAUUGCCGUCUUAUUGGAAGAAUCUAGUUGCGAAUAACUCUCUAUACAUUGUCGGGAUGACUAGUGCAGGUGAAAUUGUGUUAUCGACAUGCUAUCUAAAGAUUCUAAACUAUCCUUUCUACAUUGUCUACUACAAUGUAGUGAAAAAGACUGCAGGAAAAAUUGAAAUCCAGUUUGGGAAUAUAGCUAAGAGGGCUAAAAACUCAAGGAUCUAUACAUUUAUUGACCAUGUAGAGAAUGUAGAGCGUAUGGAUUAAGACUUUAUAAGAGUAAUAGUUUGGCCUUUAAAGUUUGUACUCUUAAACACAGUUUAUUAUAUGACUAUUUUUUAUGUGUUACUUUA
Arabidopsis lyrata subsp. lyrata is the source of this 1262-nucleotide messenger RNA. Its product is annotated as putative F-box protein At3g47020. The record is from RefSeq and is a predicted model, not a curated record. The transcript has a single exon. Gene Ontology annotation, molecular function: protein binding. Lineage: Eukaryota; Viridiplantae; Streptophyta; Magnoliopsida; Brassicales; Brassicaceae. The coding region runs from base 1 to 1176 and encodes 391 amino acids.